Molecule: messenger RNA, 1140 nt
Organism: Dermatophagoides pteronyssinus (European house dust mite)
Lineage: Eukaryota; Metazoa; Arthropoda; Arachnida; Sarcoptiformes; Pyroglyphidae
Biological process (GO): regulation of transcription by RNA polymerase II
Cellular component (GO): nucleus
Molecular function (GO): zinc ion binding; RNA polymerase II cis-regulatory region sequence-specific DNA binding; DNA-binding transcription factor activity, RNA polymerase II-specific
Source: RefSeq, a predicted model, not a curated record
ACAUGAUUGUAUCAUUAUUGUGUUAAUUGAUUUUUAGAGCUAUUCAUGUUUAUAUAAUCAUAUUGUUGCACGACCAACAUUUUAGCAAUUGUUUUCAUAUUUUAUUCAAAUUUAUAUAAUCACAAUGGACAAUCAAUGUCCGAUGCAAGGAUGUGAUGGAAGUGGACAUAUAUCGGGUCUAUUCUCUUCACAUCGUAGCCUUUCCGGUUGUCCAUUAAGUCUUCGUUUUAGUGAGCUACAACAACAAAGCGAUACAAAACAAUGUCCAACACCUGGUUGUGAUGGUUCUGGAAAUACGAAAAGCAUGUAUACCUAUCAUCGAAGUAUUCAACGUUGUCCAAUGAUUAAAAAACAACUGGAAAAAAGCAAUAUGACUAUCGAACAAAUGGAAAGCAUGUUGAGUGGUAAUAAAUAUUCCUUAAAAGACUUACAAUCAUCAUUUGCUGAAUCAAAUUCCGACAAUAACGACUUAUUAUCAGCAUCUAAAAUUGUAGAAUCAAAAAAGGUCGCCUUUCAAUCACGAAAAACUAUUGUUUAUAAUCGAUUAGCAGCGAAAAAAUCUCAAAAUGGUAUUAUGAAAAAUAAGAAUAAAAAAAUCAUCACCAAUAUUAAUUUGGCUGCAGAUGUUUUCACAUCAAAUUCCUUUGAAGAUAUUGAUCCAGAAAAAUCUAUCAUUUCAAUCAAUGAUAGUCGAAUGAAGAAAAUUGACGAUAAUUUUCAAUUACAAACGCUCAAUUGUGAUCUAAAAUCUAUAGAUUUAUUGACAGAAAACCAAUAUUUUUUGAAAAAAAGUUUAAUGAAUCUAAUGAAAAAAUACGAAAUUCUUCAGAAACAAGAAAUCGACAUUUAUCUUCGGUUAUCGUCAACUGAAAAAAUUGUCAAAAAAAUGCUUGCCGAAAAAUCUAAACUUCAAUCACAAAUUCAAGUGGAUUGCAAUUCAAUACGAAAUGUUUGCCGGAAAAUUCAUGAUCUUAAAAUCAGUAACAAACUAAGCUCCGAAGCAACAUUAGAUGAAUGUCUCGAUUUAAUCGAGGAAAUUCUAGAAAAUCACCAAAAAGAAGAGUAUAAAAAAUUGUUCGAAUUCAUCAAAGAUAAUCUUAAAUUGACUUGAUUUUUUUUGUCAUCGAUUGUAAUUAAUUA